Messenger RNA from Mus pahari (shrew mouse), 1502 nucleotides. RefSeq names its product G protein-coupled receptor 182 (gene Ackr5). Gene Ontology annotation, biological process: G protein-coupled receptor signaling pathway. NCBI's taxonomy places the organism in Eukaryota, Metazoa, Chordata, Mammalia, Rodentia, Muridae. Gene Ontology annotation, cellular component: membrane. Gene Ontology annotation, molecular function: G protein-coupled receptor activity. The record is from RefSeq and is a predicted model, not a curated record.
GCCAGCAGCAGUGCCUGCUCCACAUAGCUGCCCCUGCAGCCUCCUGGCAGCUAACAGCCCCCUCCACAGGCUCUCCGGGACAGGGGCUCCCAAGAGAAAUCCAGAGUUAGUUGGCCCUCAUGUCAGUCAUACCCAGCCCCAAGCCCGUCUCCACCUUGGCACCCGACAAUGAUUUUAGAGACAUCCACAACUGGACCGAGCUGCUCCACCUCUUCAACCAGACCUUUUCCGAUUGCCACAUAGAAUUCGAUGAGAACACCAAACAAGUGGUCCUCUUCGUCUUCUACCUGGCCAUCUUCGUGGUAGGGUUAGUGGAGAACGUCCUGGUGAUAUGUGUCAACUGCCGCCGUUCAGGCCGGGUGGGGAUGCUGAACCUGUACAUCCUCAACAUGGCCAUCGCAGACCUGGGCAUCAUCCUGUCUCUGCCUGUUUGGAUGCUGGAGGUCAUGCUGGAGUACACCUGGCUCUGGGGCAGCUUCUCCUGUCGCUUCAUUCAUUAUUUCUACCUUGUCAACAUGUACAGCAGCAUCUUCUUCCUGACGUGCCUCAGCAUUGACCGCUACGUCACCCUUACCAACACCUCUCCCUCCUGGCAGCGCCACCAGCACCGAAUACGGAGGGCGGUGUGCGCAGGCGUCUGGGUCCUCUCCGCCAUUAUCCCACUGCCCGAGGUGGUGCACAUCCAGCUGUUGGAUGGUUCCGAGCCCAUGUGCCUCUUCCUAGCACCUUUUGAAACGUACAGCGCCUGGGCCCUGGCAGUGGCCCUGUCUGCUACCAUCCUGGGCUUCCUACUGCCUUUUCCUCUCAUCGCAGUGUUCAAUAUCCUGUCAGCCUGCCGGCUCCGGAGGCAAGGGCAGACGGAGAGCAGGCGCCACUGCCUGUUGAUGUGGGCUUACAUAGUUGUCUUUGUCAUCUGCUGGCUGCCCUACCAAGUGACUAUGCUGCUGCUCACUCUGCACGGGACCCACAUCUUCCUCCACUGCCACCUGGUUAACCUUCUUUACUUCUUCUACGAAAUCAUCGACUGCUUCUCCAUGCUGCACUGUGUCGCCAACCCCAUCCUCUACAACUUUCUCAGCCCAAGCUUCCGGGGCCGACUGCUGAGCCUUGUGGUCCGUUACCUUCCCAAGGAGCAGGCCAGGGCAGCAGGUGGUCGAGCCUCCUCCUCUUCUUCCACCCAGCACUCCAUCAUCAUUACCAAAGAGGGCAGCCUGACGCUGCAGCGGAUCUCCACACCCACCCCAUCCGAAACGUUCAGGCAUCUUCUCCGCCUCCAAACACCUCACCUACACUCUGCAAUUCCGUAGCGAGCUAAGGUAGACUCUAGCUUCCUCCACCAAUAACAAAGUUCAGAAGGGGAUACAAGAGGUCUGUGGGAGGGGGUGGGAAGGACUGGCUUGUUCAAGGCCAAUUUUAAGUAUAUCAAAAUGUUGCUGUGGGGAGAGGGAAGGACAGAGAAUGGGCCUUUCCUUGGUAGUAUACUAUUUGUUUGGGUACUGAUG